This is a messenger RNA of Cladocopium goreaui, 924 nucleotides long. The record is from the annotation of a GenBank genome assembly. Lineage: Eukaryota; Dinophyceae; Suessiales; Symbiodiniaceae.
AUGCGCCGCGAGUUGGAGACCGCGGUGAGCGCCGCCACGGUGGCCGAGGCGCAGGAGGCGCAGGCGGUGAACGAGGCGCGCGAGGCCGACGGACGCGUGGAGGUGGCCAAGAAGACCAGAGCAUAUUUGAUGAAAAUCCGACGAGCUGUGCAAGCUUACUAUGGCAGCAUUGAUGAGCUCGAAAGCGCGGUAGAUGGCAAGGCGAAUGUGCAGCUUAAGGAGGUUCCCGAAGCCAAGAUAGUCUUGGAAAAGUACAACUUGAUGCUGAGCGCCUUUGGAGAUUUGCACGCCUAUGAUGCGGAGGUCUACAAGAAGGUCACGGCCGCCAAAGAGGAAGUGAAGAAUAAUGCCUUCGCACAGCUCCGCUUCAUCUGUGAUAUGCUGGGCAUUUCGACCUCGGAGGAAGGGCAUUGCCUGACCGGCCUUUGGAAGACUUUUGGCAUGGCCAAGUUGCAGUUCCCGGACGAAGAAGUGGAGGAAGCACCGGAAGCACCGGAAGCGCCGGAAGCGCCGGAGGAGAUUGAAGACGUGAUCCCGGACGAGCCGUUGGAGGAACCGGAAGAAGAAGACGACGACAUGGACAUAGAGACGCCCCAGGAACCGGAAGCAAAACACGAUGCCAUGGACAUAGAGACGCCCCAGGAACUGGAAGCAAAACACGACGCCAUGGACAUAGAGACGCCCCAGGAACUGGAAGCAAAACACGACGACAUGGAUAUAGAGACGCCCCAGGAACCGGAAGAAGAAGACGACGACAUGGACAUAGAGACGCCCCAGGAACCGGAAGCAAAACACGACGCCAUGGACAUAGAGACGCCCCAGGAACUGGAAGCAAAAAACGACGACAUGGAUAUAGAGACGCCCCAGGAACCGGAAGAAGAAGACGACGACAUGGACAUAGAGACGCAUGGUUUUAAGGGUUGA